UACACGAACUUAGUAUGUAGAUCCCCCGCGCCGUGUUAUAUCGAAUUCUAGAUCCUCCCGCGGCUUAGCGCUUGGAUUCCGAGGUGCAGAAGCUCGAUUUUCACCGCUGAUGUCCUCCCUGCCAGUAUCCUCCCUGAUUUAACAUAUGAUCUCAGCUCCGACGGGAUAUUAAUGUCUGGAUGCAGGAUGACUCGUCCGAUGUGUUUAUUAGGACAUAAAUGUCCCUCUUAUCAGAUUCCUUUCCUUUCAUCAAGCCGUCCUUUCGACGACUUUCGAAUUUCUCGUGUGGCGUGGUGCGUUGUUCGAGACGAAACACACCAGGCUCCGCGGCAACUUCCGAGACUCUUCUUGUCGUUUUCCUUCUUCAUUCAAAUUUGCACAUUCGAUGUGAAAUGGAACCCGACGGUUUCAAUCGCCGAUUCUGCUGCCUCGCAUGCGGAUUCAAGCAACGGACGUCAAGAUGUCCCUUCUCAGAUACUCUUAGUUCCUCGGUCAAAUCUGUUUAUGCCUCUUUUGACAAUGAACUAUGAUCAUCUGGCAUGGGAUCGGGCACCGCUGUCGGUUGACAUAGGCAGUUCAAGGUGUAACCCUCAUUUCGCUGGAUCAAACGUAACCUCGUUUAGUGUUUUUCUGAUUAAAUGGCGAUUCAAAAGAUCUUAUCUUGCUGGAUCAAAUGAUGAUUCUAAGUCCCAGCUUCGGACCAGCAUCGACGCUCAACCACUGAUAGCAAUCAAGAAAUAACUAUCGAGUCGCUGCCUUCCACGUCAUGAGCUGUAACUCGGACUGUCGCGGGCCCCGCUCAGCACUAGUGUUGUUCGCAUCCU
Molecule: messenger RNA, 824 nt
Organism: Suillus fuscotomentosus
Lineage: Eukaryota; Fungi; Basidiomycota; Agaricomycetes; Boletales; Suillaceae
Exons: 8
Coding region: 172-741 (189 amino acids)
Source: RefSeq, a predicted model, not a curated record